Messenger RNA from Selaginella moellendorffii, 3767 nucleotides. Its product is annotated as cellulose synthase-like protein D2. Gene Ontology annotation, molecular function: cellulose synthase (UDP-forming) activity; mannan synthase activity. The coding region runs from base 226 to 3630 and encodes 1134 amino acids. The transcript is spliced from 4 exons. NCBI's taxonomy places the organism in Eukaryota, Viridiplantae, Streptophyta, Lycopodiopsida, Selaginellales, Selaginellaceae. Gene Ontology annotation, biological process: plant-type primary cell wall biogenesis; cellulose biosynthetic process. The record is from RefSeq and is a predicted model, not a curated record. Gene Ontology annotation, cellular component: plasma membrane; trans-Golgi network.
UUCCCUAUAUUUUAGCUCUAGGAAUUCCUCGCGAAGGCGCUGCUCGUGGCGAUGCUCGUGCUCGUCGGUGAUUAUCCGCGUAAUACUCCUCCAGCUCCAGAUCUCCGGGUAUUUCAUUGCGAUCGCAGGGAUCCGGAUCCGGGGGGUAGGGUUUUGUAGAUUCACGCCAGGAAUCGGUCAUCGCCGAGCCACAUUGCCGUAUCGCGGAAGAAAUCAGGUCAAGAAAUGGCGUCUCCGUCGUCUUCUCUGUCGAUCACAGGUGGAAAAUCCUUCCGGAAGCUCAUCAGCCCGAAAUCCUUCAAGACGGCGACGACUCCUUCUCCCAACAGCAGCGGCACAAGGCGCACAUCCAGCGGCCGCUACAUGACGCUGUCCAAGGACGAUCAAGAUCUUGGAGGAGAGGUGAGCUCCGAGUUUAAUCCCAGCUAUCAUGUCCACAUUCCUCCAACACCGGACAAUCAGCCAAUGUCCGCCACACCCGCCGACCAGAUCCUCGCCGCCAAGGUGGAGCAGCAGUUUGUUUCCAACACGAUCUUCAGCGGUGGAUUCAACAGCGUGACGAGGGGCCAUGUCUUGGAGAAGAUGGUCGAGGCCGACGCAUCCCAUCCCCAAAUGGCGUGCGCUAGGAGCGGGGUGUGCUCGGUGGAAGGCUGCGAUGGGAAGUCCAUGAGGGACGAGAGGGGCGAGGACAUCACCCCUUGCGAAUGCGCGUAUAGGAUCUGCCGGGAGUGCUAUGUGGAUGCGCUGGAGAGCACAGGGAAGUGUCCCGGAUGCAAGGAGGCGUAUAAGGUGAUCGAUCCAGACGGGGAGGUCUUGCCACUGCCGCCACCCCCAGGGAGAGUUGACAGGAGGCUCUCGCUGCUCAGGUCCAGCAAGCCAUCGCUGCUGAUGAGAACACAGACGUCCGACUUCGAUCACGCUCGAUGGUUGUAUGAGACCAAAGGGACUUACGGGUAUGGGAACGCUCUCUGGCCCAAGGACGAGGCUUACAUGGAGAGUGGAGAUGAUGGAGCUCCUCCGAAAUUCAACGAGAAGGCGAGGAAGCCGAUGUCUAGGAAGACAGGGGUGUCUGCUGCGAUUCUUAGUCCAUACAGACUUCUCGUGAUCGUCCGGUUGGCAGUGCUGGGACUUUUCUUGGAAUGGCGGGUUCGACAUCCCAACAGAGAUGCGAUGUGGCUGUGGGGAAUGUCGGUGGUCUGUGAGAUCUGGUUCGCCUUCUCUUGGGUUUUGGACCAGCUGCCCAAGCUCUGUCCCGUCAACCGUGCCACCGACUUGAACGCGCUCAAGGACAGGUUUGAAACUCCGAGUCCCGAAAAUCCCAGGGGCAGAUCGGACCUUCCAGGCAUCGAUGUGUUCGUAUCUACUGCUGAUCCUGACAAGGAGCCAACUCUGGUGACGGCCAACACCAUCUUGUCGAUUCUAGCUGCCGAGUAUCCGGUGGAGAAACUUUGCUGCUAUCUUUCCGACGACGGUGGUGCAUUAAUCUCUUUCGAAGGUCUGGCCGAAGCAGCUAGUUUUGCCAGGUUCUGGGUUCCUUUCUGCCGGAAACACGAUAUCGAGCCUAGGAAUCCAGAGACUUACUUUCUUCUGAAGGGUGACCCGACGAAGAACAAACUGAGGUCGGAUUUUGUGAAGGACAGGAGAAGAGUCAAGCGAGAAUACGACGAGUUCAAGGUCCGCAUCAAUGGACUACCUGAUGCAAUCCGAAGAAGAUCCGACGCCUACAAUGCUCACGAGGAGAUACGAGCCAAACGUUACCAGAUAGAAAGUGGUGGUGAUCCAAGUGAGCCGCUCAAUGUUCCGAAAGCUACUUGGAUGGCUGAUGGCACCCACUGGCCGGGAACUUGGACGUCUUCGAACAAGGACCACAGCCGAGGAGAUCAUGCUGGGAUCAUUCAGGUUAUGCUCGCUCCACCAAGUAGCGAGCCUCUCAUGGGAAGCUCUGACGAAGACAACCUCAUUGACACGUCUGAGCUUGACAUCCGGCUUCCGAUGCUUGUUUAUGUUUCAAGGGAGAAGAGGCCGGGAUACGACCACAACAAGAAGGCAGGCGCCAUGAACGCGCUUGUGCGAACGAGUGCUAUCAUGUCCAACGGUGCCUUCAUCCUGAACCUUGACUGCGACCACUACAUUUUCAACUCUCUUGCGCUGAGGGAAGCAAUGUGCUUUAUGAUGGACCGAGGAGGCGACAGGCUUUGCUACGUCCAGUUCCCGCAGCGUUUUGAAGGCAUCGAUCCAAACGAUCGCUACGCCAACCACAACACCGUGUUCUUCGACGUCAACAUGCGGGCACUGGAUGGUGUACAGGGACCAGUUUACGUGGGGACUGGCUGUGUUUUCAGAAGGAUAGCGCUGUACGCGUUCGAUCCUCCACGACACAAGAGUCGUGGUUGCUGCGGUGAUAGAGACAGCAAGAAGAAGUCGGCCAAGUCGGAUAUCGAGAUAGCAUCUUUGAACGGUGGAGACGACGAAGAUGCGGAAGCUCAGCUGGUUCCAAAACGGUUUGGAAAUUCUAUCAGCUUUCUGGAGUCGAUACCCGUGGCGGAAUUUCAAGGUAGGCCACUGGACGCACAAGGUGUGAAGUAUGGAAGGCCUCCCGGAGCUUUGACAGAGCCUCGUGAACCACUGGAUGCUGCAACCGUGGCUGAAGCUAUCAAUGCCAUCUCUUGCUGGUACGAGGAUAAAACGGAGUGGGGACACAGAGUAGGAUGGAUUUACGGCUCGGUCACAGAAGACGUGGUAACUGGCUUCCGAAUGCAUGACAGAGGCUGGAGAUCGGUCUACUGCGUGACCAAACGAGACGCCUUCAGGGGAAGUGCUCCUAUAAACUUGACGGACAGGCUGCACCAAGUCUUGCGAUGGGCUACCGGGUCAGUGGAGAUUUUCUUUUCACGCAACAACGCUCUGUUUGCAAGCUCGAGGCUCAAGUUUCUCCAGCGGAUAGCCUACUUGAACGUCGGGAUUUAUCCGUUCACGUCGAUCUUCCUUCUGGUCUACUGCUUCCUCCCGGCACUGUCGCUCUUCACGGGCCAGUUCAUCGUCCAGACGCUCAACGUCACCUUCCUGGUCUACCUCCUGACCAUCACGGUGACGCUGUGCCUUUUGGCUGUGCUGGAGAUCAAGUGGUCGGGCAUCACACUGGACGAAUGGUGGCGGAACGAACAGUUCUGGGUCAUUGGAGGAACCAGUGCGCAUCUGGCAGCCGUGCUCCAGGGGCUACUCAAAGUCAUCGCUGGUGUGGACAUAUCUUUUACUCUGACGUCCAAAGCAGGUGGAGAAGGCGAAGAUGACGCUUACGCCGACCUCUACAUCGUCAAGUGGUCUGCUCUGAUGAUUCCUCCGAUCACCAUCAUGAUGACCAACUUGAUAGCGAUCGGGGUCGGAGUUUCGAGGACGAUUUACAGCGAGAUUCCCCAGUGGAGCAGGCUACUCGGCGGAGUGUUCUUCAGCGCCUGGGUGCUGUUCCACCUCUAUCCGUUUGCGAAGGGACUCAUGGGGCGACGAGGGAGGACUCCGACCAUCGUUUUCAUCUGGUCGGGACUUCUCGCCAUUGUCAUCUCACUGCUCUGGGUGUCGAUCAGCCCUCCGUCUCAAGCUCAAGGCAUUGGUGGUGGCUUCCAGUUUCCGUGAGUUUACUCUCAGGGGCCCUCUGUCUGUACAAAAAUGAUAUUCUCUCGCUUGAUUCAGCCCCGAUUGUCAAGAGCGACAGUCCUGGCAGUGACAUUCCAGUUGCCAAGCGUCCAGCAAUUCCAGCUGCUUGAUGUGCA